This is a messenger RNA of Strongylus vulgaris, 653 nucleotides long. Lineage: Eukaryota; Metazoa; Nematoda; Chromadorea; Rhabditida; Strongylidae. The record is from the annotation of a GenBank genome assembly.
AUGUUCGAACACACCGAUGUGAAGAUGAUCAAAAAUCGCUCGGAGCUCUUCAAUCGCUAUGACUCCAGAAUUUCUCAGCUUAGUCGAAUACAAGAGAUUCAAAAGAGCAUUGACAACUUUGAGGGCAAUCCUAUCGGAAAGACUUGCUCAGAACUUAUCAAACAGGGAGAUUUGGCUAUGGUCCGGCCUUCAUUAACCUUUUCACCAGAAAUUAUGAGAAAAGGGCGGUGGAAAACGGAGAGACAUCUUUUCCUGUUUGAUCAUUUGCUGGUACUUUGUAAGAAGCAUAAACAGUACAAGUUUAAAGAACGCAUUACUGUAAACCUCAUGGAUAUUGUUGACAUGGAAGACAGUGAGGAGCGCAUUACUGUAAACCUCAUGGAUAUUGUUGACAUGGAAGAUAGUGAGGUCCUGAAGCAUUCAUUUCGACUGGAAUCUCGUGAAAAACCGGAUUUGACCCGGACAUUCAUCAUGAUUUGUAAAUCUGCAGAGGAAAAAUUGGACUGGAUGUCUGCCCUGGUGACGGUGAAUACGAGAAGGUGCAUACUGGCAUUCGGUGCUUUUCUAAACGUCUUAUCGAGUUGUUCGAGCUCUCGAAAUGGCCGUGAAACUACUAUAUAUCUUCACCGAGGAGCUAAUCUUAGGUUUUAGUA